UUGUACAAAUAGCCUCUCAAUUACUACAAUAUCUACAACCAACAACAACAAGGUGUAAAACAAAAAAAAAAAACAAAACAAAAAAGAAAGAAACACCAAGUCUAAAGAUCAUAGAAAAGAUGAUUAGAAGAGAAGGGAAAGGGCCUCCAUCAACAAGUGAUCUUCUGGUAUGUUUUCCAAGAAGAGCACAUCUUACAUUGAUGCCAAAGCCGGCUUGUAGCCCACGUCAAAAUCUUCAACGCCACUACCAAAACCACCUUAAGAAGUCUAUGAGAAGUGGUAGAAAUCUCAGUAUAGGUGGUGGCCAUGCAAGUCCAUAUACAUUGUCGGGGACAAAGCAGAUGGGCUCAGACAACUUGUCUGAGCCCACGUCUCCAAAAGUAACUUGUGCUGGCCAAAUCAAGGUUAGGCCUAGCACAAAAUCAUGCAAGAAUUGGCAAAGUGUCAUGGAAGAGAUUGAAAGGCUUCAUAUUAAUAAUAAUAAAAAGAAAUCUACUUGGGUAGAAACAUUAGGGUUCAAGAAAGAAGUCAUGCAUUUCUUGAGUUGCUUAAGGAAACUUAAGUUUGAUUUUCAUUGUGUGGGAGCUUUUUCCCAUGUAGAUAUAAGUUCAGAUGAUGAAGAAGAUGGUGAUACCAAUGAUAUAGAAAUCAAUCAAGAUCAAGAUCAAGUUAAUAAUCAUCAUGUAGAUGAUCAUGAUAACCACGACGAAGAAGAAGUUUCAUCACGAACCGUGUUUUCAAAAUGGCUUGUGGUAUUGCAAGAGAAUGAAGAAUGUGACGUGCAUGAAAAAGAUCAAGAGAAAAGUUUGAAAUCAUCAAAAGAAGCUGAAGAACUUCCAUCAUGUCCACCUCCAAAUGCACUUUUGCUUAUGCGAUGUCGCUCUGCUCCUGCGAAAAGUUGGAUGGAGGAGAAAGCUGAAGAAGAUGAAAAAUUAGAAAAGGAUCAUGAUCAUGAUCAUGAUCAUGAACAUGAUAAAGAAAAAGAACAAGAAGAAGAACUUACAAAUAAAGAAAUUGAUCAAUUGGAAAAGAAAGAAAGCAAAAGGAAAAGUUUAAUGGAAUUGAUGCAAAUUGAAAGUGGCGACUUCUACAAGUUAUCAUGUGAUAUUGCAAAGGAAACUUGGGUCAUUGGUGGAAUUCACAAAGAUCCAUUCUCAAGAAGUAGAAGUUGGAAAAGAUGAUGAUCCAUUUUCCAUAUAUCGUCAACCUUGUUAAUUUCUUUUACUUUUUUACUAAGAGUUUUGUAAGUAUUAAUUGUGUAUAUAUAUAUAUGUCGAAAAAAGUUUGUGGUAACAUUUUUAGCAGUGUUGUAAUUAAAGGUUUUAAAGGCUGUUAUGAUGUCAUUAUAAUAUUUAAAAGUGGUCAGUUGUUACA
Molecule: messenger RNA, 1374 nt
Organism: Erigeron canadensis
Lineage: Eukaryota; Viridiplantae; Streptophyta; Magnoliopsida; Asterales; Asteraceae
Exons: 1
Coding region: 120-1181 (353 amino acids)
Source: RefSeq, a predicted model, not a curated record